CCGCCCGGAGCCGCCGUCAAUCGGGGCGUACGCGGCGCGCGGGGCCCGCGGUGAGCGGUGCCGUCCGGCCGCGCGAUGCAUUGUGGGUGCGGCUGAGGAAGUAAAAUGGCGGACCUGGCGAACGAAGAAAAGCCUGCCAUUGCUCCACCUGUCUUUGUAUUUCAGAAGGAUAAAGCACAGAAGUCCCCUGCAGAGCAAAAAGCUUUGUCGGAUUCAGGCGAGGAGCCCCAGGGAGAGGUUGAGCCCCCCUACCAUGAUCUGGGUCACACAGAACCAGCUGGGGAGUGCGACUCUGRGCACCCUGCUCCUGCUGUGGCCUCAGUCAGUGCUACCCUGAGUCCUGCUUCUGAAGCCCAGCUUGCUYCUAUUCAACAAGAACUGGCAGGGAGAUCAGCAGAUGGAUCAAGUCCAGAAGACGGAGAUGAAUCUGAUCGAGAGGAUGGAAGCUACUGUCCGCCUGUAAAACGUGAGAGAACUUCGUCUUUAACUCAGUUCCCUCCUUCUCAGUCAGUAACAAAGAACAAUGUCUUUAUGCCAUCAAGCUUCUGUGAACCCUCUACAGGCAAUUCUGACUCAGAACCAGAGGAAAARAGCAGUGGAUUCCGGCUGAAGCCACCAAUACUCAUCCAUGGUCAGGCACCUAGUGCAGGUCUCCCUAGCCAGAAACCGAAGGAACAGCAGCGAAGUGUGCUCCGUCCAGCAGUACUACAGGCACCACAGCCAAAAACUUUCUCACAAAGUGUUCUCAGCAGUGGCACCAAUGGUGUAAGUACCCUUCCAGAUUCUGUAGCCACAUCAGAAUCAGCAAGUGAUGCAACACUGAAAAGUUCUGACUCUGAGGACAAGGCAGGAGAAUGUCAGAAAAAGGAGUCCAACAAUACUUCAGAUGAUGACAGCUGUGAGAAGGCUGAACUAAAUGCACAGCAAGCAUUUGUAUUUGGACAAAACUUAAGAGAUAGAGUUAAGCUAGGAGAUGAAGGUGAUGAAACUGCUGAUGUGCAGAAUGCUGGUCUUCUGACAUCAGAUGUACCUUCUGCAACAAACUAUUUUCUACAGUACAUCAGUUCCAGUGUAGAGAACUCUACAAACAAUGCAGAUGCAUCUAGCAACAAGUUUGUUUUUGGACAGAACAUGAGUGAGCGAGUCCUAAGUCCACCAAAAUCAAAUGAAGGUAGUACAGAGAGUAAUAAGGAGAAUGCUGCUACAGAGUCUGGAUCUGAAUCAUCUUCUCAGGAGGCCACGCCAGAGAAAGCUAAUAAUAUUUCAGAAUCACUGGUGGAGUCUGCAGCAGCCUAUACUAAAGCAACAGCAAGGAAGUGUUUAUUGGCGAAGGUAGAAGUGAUUACUGGGGAGGAAGCUGAAAGUAAUGUCUUACAGAUUCAGUGCAAGCUGUUUGUAUUUGAUAAAAGCUCUCAGUCGUGGGUGGAAAGAGGUCGAGGGCUCCUGAGACUCAAUGAUAUGGCCUCAACAGAUGAUGGAACAUUACAGUCUCGACUGGUGAUGAGGACUCAGGGGAGUCUCAGGUUAAUCUUAAAUACCAAGCUCUGGGCUCAGAUGCAGAUCGAUAAAGCCAGUGAGAAGAGCAUUCGGAUCACUGCCAUGGAUACAGAGGACCAGGGAGUUAAAGUUUUUCUUAUAUCAGCAAGYUCUAAAGAUACAGGGCAAUUGUAUGCUGCAUUGCACCAUCGGAUCUUGGCCUUGMGGAGUAGAGUGGAACAAGAGCAAGAAGUCAAGAAUGUAGCACCUGAGCCAGAAGUAACACAGUCAAAUGAGGAAGACAGUGACGAUGAUGUCAUUGCACCUUCAGGAUCAGUUGGAAGURGUCCUAAUGAUGAAGGUGACGGGCAGAACGUUGGCAGCACAUAGCAGAUGUGAGCCCAUCUGCUUGCAAGGCUGCUAUGAACACCAUCUUGCAGGCAUCUCUGGAUACCCCAGGCCAGCAAUUAUUUCAGGCAGUGUUGAAAGCUCUAGGACUUAAGAACUGUGCAUCUCUGUUCUAUUUGUUUGGUUUUUUGGUCUGGAUCAGUAGAUUCCACACAAGAAAAAAGCAGACUUGGAAACUACCUGAAUGUGGUUUGGGAUGUUGAAAGCUCAUCAUAUUGAUGAGCAAAAAAAAAAAAAAAUACAACCCCAAAACAAACAACAAAAACACAAAAUGCAACCAAUCCCCAACCAUUUCCCCUCUUCCUUGUAAUUAAAAUGGCACAUUACAGCUUGUCACAGCUUUUCAUUGGGACCUUUUGGCUGUUUCUUCAGUAGUUCGUGUCUUGCAGGUCUCCGAGAUAGAACUUUCCGACACGGUUCCGACUCAAAUUCUGCUUUUGUAAUCCCUACUCCCCGUUAUGCAGGGAAACCCUGUCCUAACCAGUUCCUAUGCUCACUGGCUGCCCUUUUGGGUUCCUUUUUUUUUUUAUUUUUUUGACUGCAGAUGGGGCAGGUAAUGUUUUAACCUUUUAAUUUCAACAUAGGUUGUGGAUGUGAAUACCAUUGUUUGCUGUCUAGUGGGUUUGUAAACAGAAAGAAACAAAACAUUGUGGUUCACCAGAAAAGAUUUUUUAAUGCGGUAAUAAGAGACUUUAAAGUUUGCAGGACAUUUUGCUAACUCCUUUUUUUCUUCCCAUUUCAUUAUUUUUUUGGGGGGGAUUUAUAUUGUGGUGAUACUUUUUUAUUUUAGUUUUUCAAUAAGAUGCUCUUGUGUGUUGAAAAAGUGAAACUAUUGUUUUGUACUGUUCUUUUCUGUUACUAUUUAAGGGAGAGCUAAGCCACUAUAUAUAAUAGAUGUUACAUACAAUUUUUCUUAGAAAAUUUUAUGUUUCUGUGGCUAGAGUAAAGUGCAGGAGGCAUAUAGGUUACACCUUCAGAAAAGUUAAUGAUGAAACAGCUGUUAGCCCUUGGAAAAAUAAAAUAGGCUCAUGUAAUGAGCYCUGCCAGCCAUUAAAAUAAAUAUGUAUAAUAAAGCAGCUCUCAUUUAAUGGCUUGAUUCAACAAGCCAUUUAAGCACUUGCCUGACUUAACUAUAUGUGAAUAAUCUUACUGAAGUCAAUGCAACUCUUCAUGCUUAAAGUUGAGGACAUUUUUAAAUACCUUGCUGAAGUAAUGGCCUUAAAUAGAAAAUUUAACUUCUAACCCUUCCUGUCCCCCUUCUAUUUCCUGAAGCAUGAAGAAAAACAUAAUACUGCCAGCCUUCAGUAGUUUGGGCUGAAGGUUAUUGUAUUCUGUUCCACCACAAAUAAAAGCAAGAAUGUGUAAUUCUGUGUGUAAUUCUGAAGUACUCCUACUGGAACCAUAACUCAACUUUUUUUUUUUGCUUUUGGUGUUUUUUUAAUCAUUUCAGCUUUUUGUGUGGAAGUUUGAAUUUUAUUUUCUUAUUAAAACAUAUGGUAUGUUCUUGUCCAGAAAAAUUGGAAUUUGGUAGUCACCAGGAACAGUGACCAGUCACUUUCAUUAUAAAUUCCCCAAAUUGCUCUAUUUGCAUUAUAAAUAGUUUGCUGAUAAUUUCUGACUUGCAUGCUUGCUCUUUUAUAGGUUAAAGAUCUAAAAUGUAUCACCUAAAGGAAAAUGAAAGGGGAAGAAGCAUUUGAUGUAGCAUAAAUUGAAAACAGAAACCCAAAUUAUAGCACAAAAUCAACUUUAAAAUAGAGUAUUCAAAUAGCAAAACAGUCCUUAUUGCCUCUACUUUAAUGAAACACACUUUUCUCUGGCAGUCAAGAACAAGUCUUCCCAUUUUCUGUUGUUAACCAUCAUUGAAGACUGAUGCUGUUGGGGCAGCAGGUGCUUUUACUUUUCCUGAUAGCCAGUUGAAGGAACAGCUGUGAUUACUUUUCUGGGAAUUGAAAAGGGCUAAUGAUAAGCUGUGCCGCUGCAUCUUGACUUCUCUGGAUUAUCUGCUCAUGUCUUCUUGCAUUUUGGUUUUCUUUUUGCCUCUUUAGAGUUAUGGGGGGUUUUAGGAAUGAACAGAUCUGUUGUUGCAUCCCUCUACUCAUGCCAUGCUUCAACAGGAACAUGYCAUGUUCCUUAGUACCUGCCACACAGUUGUUUCUGCAUCACAAGGUCUGGGGACUUUCAAGUAAGUGAUCUGCAUUUUGGGUCUGGGAUCCUUUUACAUUGUUGACAUACUCAGAUUUAAACUACUCUUUUCAAACACCCUUGCACCAUAAAGCUGUUUCUUGUCAGCAGCUUGUUCACAAGGAAAAUUAGUAAGGUGUUUUGGCCAGGCAGAGCCUACUUCUGGGAAAAAAAAGGCAUUAUUUCCUGGUCCCAGACUUUAUGAGGUCUAAGCUUAGUCUUGUUUUGAAGUGUUUUACCUAAAAUGCCAUUGACAGUGCAUGAGGAUUCAGAAAAAUGGAAUAAGCAUGCUUGCUUUGGGGUUUGGYGGUACAAAAUCACCUACAGCUUUCUAAAAAAUUUGGCAACUAUUUACUGAUGCAGAUUUUAUUUUAGCUAGAAGCUUUGCAUCARUGUUUAUAGUGAAGGCAGAAGUGUUGCUGUGCAUUGGGACAGAAUUGACCAUGGGUUGAGUUCAGGYCCUGCCCAGUAAGAUAUAGUUAGGCCAAAGCAAAACCCUGACUUAGCUCUCUGCUAAACCAGUGAUAGGCAAAACUAGAUAAUGCCCAUGUGUCCCAAAAGAUCUGUGAAAGACAGUCAUAUCAAAAUGUACAUGGGAAUGACAUUAAAACCGGUGUCAGCAAGCAAACAAACAAAACACCCUGAGCCCUGUGUUGUGUUUCCUGUACCAGGCAGUGGCUGUUCUUAGAGAGGAUUAUGGUAACCAACUCUGCUGCCUUACAGCACUCUUCUCCCUUGAUCAUGCUUCUGCUCCAUCUGUCCCCAUAGGCCUCUUAACUUYUGUGUGGUGUUGACACACCAAUUCCUGUAUAUAGCCUGUGUGGCUGCUGACCCACACAACGUUUCAGGUUUUCCAGGGGAAAAGAAAGUACUGAAGAGUGUAGUAGAGUUGAACAUGCUUGAUGAUGAGGCAACUCUGGCAGCCAGGAGGGCAACCAUGCAUUGCAGGGACAUCAAGCACAGUUAGUCAGGGGAGGCUAUUGUGUCUCUGCUCUGCACUCAGGCAGCCUCAUCUUGAGUUCUGAGGGCAGUUUUGGGCACCAUAGUAUAUAAAAACAUUAACCUAACAGAGAGGCUCCAAAUAAGGCCACAAGGAUUGGGAAGGGUUGAGAGGGGAAGCCUUAUGAGGAGCUGCUGAGGGGACUUGGUUUGUUCAGCCUGGAGAAGGGAGACUGAGGGGUGACCUCAAUGCAGUCUUCAGCCUCCCCAUGAGGGGAAACUGAGGGGCAGACACCAAUCUCUACACUCUUGUGACCAGUGAUGGAGCUUGAAGAAACAGCAUGAAGCUGAGUCAGGGCAGAUUUAGCUUGGAUACCAGGAAGUUUUCCACCCAGAGGGCAGUGGUUCAUCAGGGCAGUGGUCACAGUCCCAAGGCUGAGUUCAAGAAGCAUUUGGACAAUGUUCUCAGYUGCAKUGUGGGAUUGUUGGGGUGUCCUAAGCAGGACCAGGAGYUGGACUUCAUCCUGAUGGGUUCCUUCCAAUUCAGUGUGCUUUAUGUUUCUACAAAAAUGUUGCUAGAAUGGUGAUGUCACUGAAACCAGAAGUAAGCCUCUUAUCCAUAAAGUGAAAAAUAAGAUUACACCCACAGGAAAUACAAACAUUAAGGUAAGAGAAUGUUGUAAUUACAUCUUUCUGUAGUCCAGUUCCCAGUGCAUAAUGCAUUGCUUUAGAGAGGACAGGCAGGCAAUGAUCUAAAUAAAUGAGUCCUCAGCCAUCCUUCACUAGAACUAAGGUGGGAAGUAACCAGAUUGUUAGAAGCCUCCAGGAAUAAAAAAAAAAAUCCUCAAAUUUUUGUAAUGGCUGCUCUCUGUUCCCUGAGGCAUCAGUUGAUGCCAUUAACUGACUGUUCCUAACAUGUCCCAUUCUGCAGUUCAACUGGUCUCUUUCUCUCCCAGUGAGUGUAGAAAACGGUUUAUUUCCUUUUUAGAAACAUGUUACAUAUUUGAAAAUUUUCCAUGUUUCCCAUAAUCAUCUCUAGUUUUAGGAAUUCCAGUUAUGAUAAUUGCCAUAAAUUGUCAUACAAGAUUUCAUUAAACUGACUUUUCACUGUGUGCUUUUUCUCCCCGUGUUAUUUGAUCUUUCUGUGCAUUGACUUGCUUAAACUGAACUCUAGCCCAUUAUAGGGGUAGCGGGUAUUUAGACAGGAUGUUAUAAUGAUAUUUCAGGGUUUUUUUAAAAAGGUUUCUUUUUUCCCUCCUUUGAAAAUCAGCACAGAGCAGGUGCAAGAGAGAAUUGCUAMAUUAGACAAAGUCGGUCUUGAUUAUUUUCUGCUAGGUGAAAGUACAGGUAUCUCAUUAAGAAAUGCUUACAGAUGAAUUCUGUAAAUAAAAGUCWCAUUCAAAGAUAGUAUUGAGAUCUCCCUUUUAACUACCUUCUUUCAAGGACUCCUUUCCAGAACUCUUCCUUUUGUAAAGACACACAAGCUGAAUUUGUCACUGAGAACACUUUUAUUUCUGUUGCCCACUGGGGUGGGCAGUGAAUGCCUUCUCCAAGGUGAUCUGAAUUGAAAGUGGGGUUAUUUUAAAUGAACCACCCCUGGGCGAAUUUCCGUAGGUYACUUUCAGCUUCUGAUGAAACUGGAGAAGUUGAGUGGUGAUGUUACRUUUGAUGUCCUCCUCCUGCUCCAGAGACCAGGAGGUGUCAUGGAGCCCCCAGUGUCCUCUGAAAAGCAGCUUGCUGUUUGUAGUCCAU
This is a messenger RNA of Malurus melanocephalus (red-backed fairy wren), 6756 nucleotides long. It is a transcript of the gene RANBP3, whose product is annotated as RAN binding protein 3. The coding region runs from base 106 to 1866 and encodes 586 amino acids. NCBI's taxonomy places the organism in Eukaryota, Metazoa, Chordata, Aves, Passeriformes, Maluridae. Gene Ontology annotation, biological process: protein export from nucleus. Gene Ontology annotation, cellular component: nuclear pore; cytoplasm. Gene Ontology annotation, molecular function: GTPase activator activity. The transcript is spliced from 18 exons. The record is from RefSeq and is a predicted model, not a curated record.